UUGGCCACAAUGAAGACCUUACUUUUUUUGGUUCUUGUGGGAAUAGGCCUACACGAUGCGGCGGCAGUGAUUCAUUCUCUGAAGUAUUUCUACACUGCAUCUUCUGGAGUCCCAAACUUCCCAGAGUACGUGUCUGUUGGUUUGGUUGAUGAAGUCCAGAUAAGCCACUGUGACAGCAACACCAACAGAAACGUACCCAAACAGGACUGGAUGAACAAAGUCACAGCAGAUGAUCCACAGUACUGGGACAGACAGACUCAGAUCUGUGUGGGUAACCAGCCAUCCUUCAAAGCCAGCAUUGGAAUUGUAAAGCAGCGCUUCAACCAAAGUGGAGGUUUGUUUAUGUUUAAU
Seriola dumerili (greater amberjack) is the source of this 351-nucleotide messenger RNA. Its product is annotated as class I histocompatibility antigen, F10 alpha chain-like. Gene Ontology annotation, cellular component: external side of plasma membrane. Lineage: Eukaryota; Metazoa; Chordata; Actinopteri; Carangiformes; Carangidae. The record is from RefSeq and is a predicted model, not a curated record. The transcript has 2 exons. Gene Ontology annotation, biological process: immune response. The annotation marks the transcript as partial.